GCCCCUGUGGUGAGCUACAAGUGAGCGCAGAAGAAGAGCAGGUUGCUAGCUGUCACUUGUAGCACUAGCAUGUUAAAGUUAGCAGUAUGUUUUGACUCAGUUUACAGCUAUAGUUUGUCCGCAGUGACGCGUUCCUCAGUAGUAACUCCUCCUAAGCACACAGUCAGGCCCACAGGCUGUGAUGCGUCGGGGGGACCAGGUUCCACGGGCGUUCCAGGCUCCAGUGGACGUCCAUGCUAGUGCAGAUGGACAGGUGUACAUGUUCAAGAGGAGGAGUGCCGAGUCGGCUCUGUGUUCUGAGGAGGAGGAGCUGAGUGCCCUGGAGCUCCGGUCGUACCAGUCACCUCCAAACCACAGCACCACACAGGUCCUGGAGAGAGAGUUGCAGCUUGGAGACAACCUCAACAAGCUGGCCCUGCAGUAUGGCUGUCAGGUGGCUGACAUAAAGCGGCUGAAUAACCUCAUACAGGAACAAGACUUGUUUGCCUUAAAGACCAUCAAGAUCCCGGUGCAGAAACACAGCUUUCUCACUGAGGUGCCCCCCACUCAGGAUGGCCUCCCACCCUCACCUGAUGCCCUCCCACCCUCACCUGAUGCCCUCCCACCCUCACCUGAGGAGGGCUCUCCCCCAGCGCCCACACAUGUCCGGGAGGUCGCACACUUCCUCAUGGAGCUGGACAAUGACAUGGAGAGACUGAUCCAGAGCACUGAGCAGGAGGACGAGGAGCUGCUGGAGGUCUGGGACAGGCGGGAUCACAGGGGUCACAGGAGACAGAGGAGUCAGGGGGUCAAAGGUCAAGGCGCAGACUGGGGCAUCAACUGGUGGAACGCCGUGAUUGCCAUGUUGCUCGUAGGCAUUGUACUACCGCUCUUCUACAUCAUCUACUUUAAAACUAGGCCCUCGGAGGGUGGUCCUGUAGUGCACCCUCUGGUCACUAAUAGCUCAGGGUCAGCAGGGGGCACUCAGGGGCCAGUUCAGGAGCCAGGCUAAUGCACCAUCAAUGUGUUAGAGAGGGCCCCCAAAUGUGAACUCAUGAGGGGACAGUCAAGUGCCAAUAUUAGCCUGGAACUGUCUGUGUCCAUGUUUAAUUUAUAUGUGUUGAGGAGAAACAGUAACAGUGCUGUUGUAUAGACUCCUGUCGACCUGUGCCCUGUGUCACUGAGUUGCAUUAGCAUUUUAAUACAGAGGAUUUCAGCAGGUUUUCAGAUCCUCUUUAAAUUAUCAAAUGUUAUUGUUGUUAGUGAUGCACUGAUCCAGCUUUUUCUGUUCCGAUACUGAUACUUUGGCUUUAAAUAACUAAAAUAUAACGUUAAACAGGGUCUGAAAACUUCCUGUCUCCACUGUAAAUUAUGUAAGAUUAUGAGGACAGUAAAGUUACUCAGGGAAUAUUCGGGUCAUGCCACUGCGCCAUUCACAUGCACAAUAUGGCAUAUGUUUGCCUUAUAUGUAAAACAAUCUAAUUUUUACAUGUACAAAAUCCAUAAUAUUAUCAGACUAUGGUAUUUAUUUCAUUAAUAGUUGUGCACCAAGUAUAAAAGUGUUAUAAUUUAAAUGAAAAAACACACAAACCUUGCCUGGUCAAUCCAGUUUUGUCACCACUCCCUCCAUCGCGUCUCAAGCCAGCGCCAAACACGGACAUCUAAUCAGAUUUGUUUAUUUGAGUGAUGCACGUGAAACAAAGGAGCCCAUUGGUCACCCAUCAUUUUGAACAAAAUCAUAUUCCUGAUUAAAUUCUUCUAAUACUUUCUAUUUAGACAGAGUUUAGUGCUCUCAUCGAUUCUGUAGAAUUUCGUAAUAUUUUUCAGACACCUGUUAUUUUUUUCCCUCUUUUUUCGUCAUAAGCAGCCAUAUUUGUAUUGAAAUAGACAGACCAUACGUGUUCCUGACUGGCUAUCUGAACUUGGGGAGAUUCACUGGUGACAAGACUCACUGGUCUUUUUAUAAAGUAUUGGACAAGUAUGAUUUCUGGAUCCCAGUCAAACAGAAACCUACUUAUCUCAUUACCUAGUGGCAGACAUGCUUUUGAUUCAGUGAAACCUACAGACAAAUAUCACAGUGUCCACGGGUACCACUAUUCAAAAAAUAAUACAUGCUAAUAUCUCUGGGUCAGUUUGUGGGUGUACUUGUUCUCUGGGCUAGUAAAAAUCUGCAUUAUUUGUUUGUUUGUUUCAUAGACUAUAUAUAAAUGGACAUAAGCUAACCUGCUAGCCACUGCGUUCCAAAUAAGGAGUGAGCAUGGGCGCGAAGUAGUUGCUUUGAGCUCUGGUUCCAGUCUCAUCUGUUGAAAAACGGUGGCCUCUGUAUCUGCUGCUGUCAGGCUUCACUUUUUCACCUCAAAAUGUUCGUUUUAACCCGCUCUACAUGAUCCUGGGGUUCUUAUUUCGCUAGCUUGUUCGGAAAUCAGGAAAUCAAGAGGUCACUCCCACUAGCAUUAGUAAAAGGUUUGAUUGGUGCAUUACAUUCGACGACCUCCCUCCUGAUUGGCUUUUUGGUUGCUAUGAUACACAAGCUCAGAUUUCCAAAUAUGGGUCUUGGCUCUAGAUACAACUACUAGCCUAGAUUAUCUUCAUUUGGUUGCAACUGAACACUAUAGGUGACGUCACACUCCCUCGGUCCACUUCUUUAUUUAGUCCAUGGUUUGUUUAUUUGUUUGUUUGUGUUGCCUUUACCGAGCCAAAGUGACAGUGUUUACAAAGAGGAAAUCUGCAAUAAGGUGAUCAAUGCACCAGCUGUUUAGUGCCUUAAAUAUAGUGAGAUUUCAGUAUCAGUCUCUAAAGUGAGUCUUGCACAGUGCUGCCGUCUGUAUUAUGUCUUGAUUAAACGUGUGACGUGUGAAGCACCUCUGAAGGUUUUCAAAUCAGUGUAAACAAUUAUGUGAAGAAAAAGAUUGUUGAACUGUAAUAAAGAUUUGAACUCCGAAAAUGUUUAAUGCAGAGUUUCUCAAAUUUAGUCUGAGUUUAAUAAAGCCUGGAGUC
Molecule: messenger RNA, 2976 nt
Organism: Periophthalmus magnuspinnatus
Lineage: Eukaryota; Metazoa; Chordata; Actinopteri; Gobiiformes; Gobiidae
Gene: lysmd4
Product: LysM, putative peptidoglycan-binding, domain containing 4
Exons: 3
Coding region: 182-991 (269 amino acids)
Source: RefSeq, a predicted model, not a curated record